AUGAGGAAUCAACACGUGAUAUAUUCAAACUCAAGAGUUUUUGAGUCCUCUUCAGAGUCACAGAGUCCAGCCAGUCAGGAUGAGACUCACGGUUCUAGAGAGGUUUGCCAGAAAGUGGCUCUUGGGAUCCUUUGCUUACUUCUGAUGACGGCAAUUGCAGUGUGGCUAACAUACAGCAAAUGUGCUGAAGCACGCUUGUUCUGCUGUGGAAUAAAAUGUUAUUAUUUCAUCAUGGACAAUAAACCCUGGAAGGACUGUAAGCAGACCUGCCAGGACUGCAGCUUAUCCCUUUUGAAGAUAGAUGAUGAUGAUGAACUGAAGUUUCUAAAGUACCAGUUUACUACAAACAGUUUCUGGAUUGGAUUAUCUUAUGAAAUAAGCAAAAGCAAAUGGGAAUGGAUUGACAAUGGCACAUCUAAAUUAUUACUGCCUACUGCAAAAGAAGCUUCUCUGACCAAGGUAGAAAACAGCUACAUGCCCACUUAA
Chionomys nivalis (European snow vole) is the source of this 486-nucleotide messenger RNA. RefSeq names its product killer cell lectin-like receptor 4. Bases 1 to 486 code for a protein of 161 amino acids. NCBI's taxonomy places the organism in Eukaryota, Metazoa, Chordata, Mammalia, Rodentia, Cricetidae. The transcript has 5 exons. The record is from RefSeq and is a predicted model, not a curated record.